Geosmithia morbida is the source of this 1317-nucleotide messenger RNA. Its product is annotated as endoplasmic reticulum-Golgi intermediate compartment protein 3. The transcript has 3 exons. Gene Ontology annotation, biological process: retrograde vesicle-mediated transport, Golgi to endoplasmic reticulum; endoplasmic reticulum to Golgi vesicle-mediated transport. The record is from RefSeq and is a predicted model, not a curated record. The coding region runs from base 1 to 1317 and encodes 438 amino acids. Gene Ontology annotation, cellular component: COPII-coated ER to Golgi transport vesicle; Golgi membrane; endoplasmic reticulum. NCBI's taxonomy places the organism in Eukaryota, Fungi, Ascomycota, Sordariomycetes, Hypocreales, Bionectriaceae.
AUGUCCCCCAAGUCGCGAUUCACUAGGCUCGAUGCCUUUACAAAGACGGUCGAUGAGGCACGCAUACGGACGACGAGUGGAGGAGUAGUCACUAUCGUGUCAUUGCUGGUGGUGCUGUUCCUGGCGUGGGGAGAAUGGGCAGACUACCGCAGGGUUGUGAUACACCCGGAGCUGGUGGUUGACAAGGGCAGAGGCGAGCGCAUGGAGAUCCACCUCAACAUGACAUUUCCGAAGAUGCCGUGUGAGCUCCUGACGCUCGACGUCAUGGAUGUGUCGGGUGAGCAGCAGCAUGGAGUCAAGCACGGAGUCAAGAAGGUGCGCCUGGAGCCGCUGUCUAAGGGCGGCAAAGUGAUUGAGAGCGACGCGCUGGCCCUGCACGAGGACACGGCAUCCCACCUGGACCCGGGGUACUGCGGCAACUGUUACGGUGCGGUGGCGCCGGCCAACGCCAUCAAGUCUGGGUGCUGCAACACGUGCGACGAGGUCAGGGAAGCGUACGCGCAGAAGUCGUGGGCUUUCGGCCGCGGCGAGAACGUCGAGCAGUGCCUGCGCGAGCACUACGCCGAGAAGCUGGACGCCCAGCGCGGCGAGGGUUGCCGUAUCGAGGGAACCAUCCAGGUCAACAAGGUCGUCGGUAACUUCCACCUGGCACCCGGACGCAGCUUCAGCAAUGGUCCCAUGCACAUCCAUGAUCUUCAGAACUACGCGCAGCCUCCCAAUGGCAUCAAGCACGACUUCACCCACACGAUUCACUACCUCCGCUUCGGCCCCCAGCUCCCCGACUCCAUCGUCGACAAGCUCUCCUUGGGUGGCAGGAACAGCCAGUGGAAUAACCACCACGUCAACCCGCUUGACGGCACCAGCCAGAAGACAACCGAACCCAACUUCAACUACAUGUACUUUGUCAAGAUCGUUCCCACCUCGUACCUGCCUCUCGGCUGGGAGGAGAAGGCCGCCAAGAUGGACCGCCAGUUUGGCGCCGACCUCGGAACCCUGGGUUACACGCCCGGCGGCAGCCUCGAGACACACCAGUACUCGGUCACUAGCCAUAAGAGGAGUCUAGCCGGUGGUGACGAUUCAGCCGAGGGACACGCUGAGCGUCUUCACUCCCGCGGCGGUAUCCCCGGCGUGUUCUUUUCCUAUGACAUUUCCCCUAUGAAGGUGAUAAAUCGCGAGGAGAAAAAUAAGACAUUCCUCAGCUUCCUCGCCGGUCUCUGCGCCAUUGUUGGAGGUACCCUUACGGUGGCCGCCGCCGUUGACAGGGGCCUAUUUGAGGGUACGAUUCGCAUCAACAAGAUGCGCUCCAAGACGCUGUGA